This is a messenger RNA of Stylophora pistillata, 783 nucleotides long. Its product is annotated as actin, cytoplasmic. The record is from RefSeq and is a predicted model, not a curated record. NCBI's taxonomy places the organism in Eukaryota, Metazoa, Cnidaria, Anthozoa, Scleractinia, Pocilloporidae.
AGCACUGAGCUCUGAGACAGUUUCAAUACUUUUAUACACUUUCUCGCCGCUUCUACGAAUUAAACUGAGAAUGGCCGACGAAGAGGUUGCUGCUUUGGUUGUGGACAAUGGCUCCGGUAUGUGCAAGGCCGGUUUUGCAGGGGACGAUGCUCCCCGUGCAGUGUUUCCAUCCAUCGUCGGUCGCCCAAGACAUCAGGGUGUGAUGGUUGGUAUGGGUCAGAAAGACUCGUAUGUCGGCGAUGAAGCUCAGAGCAAGCGAGGUAUUCUGACUCUGAAAUAUCCCAUUGAGCACGGCAUCGUAACCAAUUGGGACGACAUGGAGAAGAUCUGGCAUCACACGUUUUACAACGAGCUUCGUAUCGCCCCUGAGGAACACCCAGUUUUGUUGACAGAAGCUCCCCUCAACCCAAAAGCCAACAGAGAAAAGAUGACACAGAUUUUCUCUUUAAUGCAGAAGGAAAUCACUGCUCUGGCUCCACCCACGAUGAAGAUCAAGAUCAUUGCUCCUCCUGAGCGUAAAUACUCUGUGUGGAUCGGAGGAUCGAUCUUGGCGUCACUGUCCACCUUCCAACAGAUGUGGAUUUCCAAGCAAGAAUAUGAUGAAUCUGGUCCCUCCAUUGUUCACCGAAAGUGCUUCUAAGAAGUGUUUGAGAAUUUCAUUGGCACAAAAUCUGUGAAAAAAAUGGGGAUAAAUUAUUAACUCCACAGCUUAAUUGUAAUUUCCUUGACUCUGAGUAGUUGUUUUUCCGGUAUAAAACAGAAAAUAAAGAUGCAUUUUUCCUA